Molecule: messenger RNA, 309 nt
Organism: Blastomyces dermatitidis ER-3
Lineage: Eukaryota; Fungi; Ascomycota; Eurotiomycetes; Onygenales; Ajellomycetaceae
Exons: 2
Coding region: 1-309 (102 amino acids)
Source: RefSeq, a predicted model, not a curated record
AUGAAGAUUAGCAUGCUCAAGAAGACAUUAACUUUCAAACUCUUACAGGCUCUUAUAAGUAUAAAUGAAGACCAGACUUAUGAAGGCUUCUGCACACAGCUUCAGACAAUGAAUGACUAUUCCAUGUACACUCAGAUCCUCAGCCAUUCUCAAUUGCAGAUCCUCAGCCAUUCUCAAUUGCCAAUCCUCAGCCAUUCUCAAUUGCAGAUCCUCGGCCAUUCUCGAUUGCCAAUCCUCGGCCAUUCUCGAUUGCCAAUCCUCGGCCAUUCUCGAUUGCCAAUUCUCGGCCAUUCUCGAUCACCACCCUGA